Bicyclus anynana (squinting bush brown) is the source of this 465-nucleotide messenger RNA. Its product is annotated as holotricin-3. Bases 16 to 393 code for a protein of 125 amino acids. The record is from RefSeq and is a predicted model, not a curated record. The transcript has a single exon. Lineage: Eukaryota; Metazoa; Arthropoda; Insecta; Lepidoptera; Nymphalidae.
AAGUAACGCAUAUUUAUGAAGAUAUCGUUGGUUUGUUUACAGUUACUGUACGUGGGCAUGAUCGCGUGCGUUUGCGUGGCGUACGCUGCCGCGCUGCCGUAUCCGGCAGAGGAGAUAGAGGCCAACGAGGCCAAGCCUGACACGGAGACUGAGAGCCUAGUCCCCGCUGAGUCGCGGUGGAGAGGUCGAGGUUGGGGCGGCGGCUGGGGUGGUGGACGCGGCUGGGGCGGCGGGAGAGGCUGGGGCCAUAGGGGCUACGGUCACGGCGGCGGUUACGGCGGCGGUUACGGCGGCGGUUACGGAGGUGGUUACGGAGGAGGUUUCGGCGUCGGUUUCGGAGGUGGUUACGGAGGCGGUUACGGAGGCGGAUACGGUGGAGGCUGGGGACGGUGAUACGUUCAUGUUCGGCAUAGUGUUUUAAAUGAACUUCUGUGAUGAUUUUAUAAUAAAAUUGUAGUUUAAUUA